Molecule: messenger RNA, 252 nt
Organism: Colletotrichum aenigma
Lineage: Eukaryota; Fungi; Ascomycota; Sordariomycetes; Glomerellales; Glomerellaceae
Product: NADH dehydrogenase [ubiquinone] 1 beta subcomplex subunit 7
Exons: 3
Coding region: 1-252 (83 amino acids)
Cellular component (GO): mitochondrion
Source: RefSeq, a predicted model, not a curated record
AUGGCCGGAGACUUCGAACCCAGGGAGACGCCCCGCGAGGAGAUGCGGGACGCCAAACUCCCCCUCGCCUACCGCGACAGCUGCGCCCACCUCCUCAUCCCCCUCAACCGCUGCCGCACCGAUACCUUCUACCUGCCGUGGAAGUGCAAUGACGAGCGCCACAGCUACGAGAAGUGCCAGUACGUCGAGUUCAAGAAGCGUGUCGCCAAGAUGAACGAGCUCCGCGCGGAGAAGGGUACGAGAAGCAACUGA